AUGGCCGCUCACAUGGGGUGAAGUUGUCCUCGCAAUAUUUAAAAGUUCUCACCCGAAAAGCAGUUGAAUUACAGCAUCAAUGACCAUGGCAGCCGUCCACAGACACACAUGGCACACAGGGAAGAAUCUGUUUAGUAUUCUGACAGAGCUACCCAACUUCGGGGUCGGCAGAAUCGUUACAAGGCGACGUUGGGUUCAGAUGUAUCCUAAGGAAGAACCGAGUUACUACAAAAUAACACGAGUCAAGAUUGACUGCACAAGACCGGAUCUGGACCAGGGUGAGGUCUGGGGAGAGUGUACUUACAGGGGAUACAGCCGAGAGGGAGUGUCUGUGUCGAUCGGAGCAUGGUGGAAAAGAGAAUGGGAACUAAUCCGGAAGACAGAUGAGGAAGAAUUCAUAAAAUUCACCCCAAAAGCAGAACACUUCCACGCCGCUCCGAACUACGUCCGCUUGCCCCCACUCCUAGAGGCCAUGGCAAAGAAACAACUUGACGACAAGGGGGUCAAAGUCGACGAGAACGACCCGCCGUUGUUAAAACUCCAAGUCAAUAAGGGAUACAGGUAUAACUUUUAUCAGAUCGAAGGGGAGAAAAGUGUCGGCGAAUACUGAACAUGAACUGACUGUUAGACGAUGAACUGAGCAUGAGAAUCUUGAAGUUUCUGUCCUAAUUUAGAGCUUUUUGUGUCUGAGUGGGGGAAAAAUUGUGCUUAUUUUCUUCAGUAACAAUACAGAAAUUACGCUCUAUGAUCUACACGAUCUACUGUUGUAGUCCUGAGGAUACUGUUCCAAAAAGCUCCUUUGAAUUUAUAACUCUAGGGGUAGUCCAAAGGUGGACAUGAAAUCAUCUCAAGUCACUUCUAAAAUCUACAGCUUCGUGUAGGACCUUUGUGUCAGUAAUGUCUCUCAAAACAUUGAUGUGGACAAAAACUGUUGUUUCAGAGGAUGAUGAAUACACCUAUUAGUUUUUAAUGAAGAGAUUAACA
Asterias rubens (European starfish) is the source of this 984-nucleotide messenger RNA. RefSeq names its product 28S ribosomal protein S34, mitochondrial-like. NCBI's taxonomy places the organism in Eukaryota, Metazoa, Echinodermata, Asteroidea, Forcipulatida, Asteriidae. Gene Ontology annotation, cellular component: mitochondrial small ribosomal subunit; mitochondrion. Bases 80 to 610 code for a protein of 176 amino acids. The transcript is spliced from 3 exons. The record is from RefSeq and is a predicted model, not a curated record. Gene Ontology annotation, molecular function: structural constituent of ribosome. Gene Ontology annotation, biological process: mitochondrial translation.